AGCAAUAUGUCUGGCCGGGGCAAAGGCGGUAAAGGACUCGGAAAGGGAGGUGCUAAGUGCCAUCGGAAGGCACUUCGUGAUAACAUUCAAGGUAUUACUAAACCGGCUAUUCAUCGUUUGGCUCGUCGUGGUGGUGUCAAGCGUGUUUCUGGGUUGAUCUAUGAAGAGACCCGUGGCGUGCUCAAAGUUUUUCUCGAAAACGUGAUCCAUGAUGCUGUUACUUACACCGAGCAUGCGAAGCGGAAGACUGUGACAGCCAUGGACGUGGUUUAUGCUUUAAAACGCCAGGGUCGCACUCUGUACGGAUUCGGGGGCUAA
Molecule: messenger RNA, 318 nt
Organism: Caretta caretta (loggerhead turtle)
Lineage: Eukaryota; Metazoa; Chordata; Testudines; Cheloniidae
Product: histone H4-like
Molecular function (GO): structural constituent of chromatin; protein heterodimerization activity; DNA binding
Source: RefSeq, a predicted model, not a curated record